Mya arenaria is the source of this 2709-nucleotide messenger RNA. Its product is annotated as rho-related protein racA-like. Bases 145 to 1908 code for a protein of 587 amino acids. NCBI's taxonomy places the organism in Eukaryota, Metazoa, Mollusca, Bivalvia, Myida, Myidae. Gene Ontology annotation, cellular component: cell cortex; cytoplasmic vesicle; cell projection. The record is from RefSeq and is a predicted model, not a curated record. Gene Ontology annotation, molecular function: GTP binding; protein kinase binding; GTPase activity. The transcript is spliced from 11 exons. Gene Ontology annotation, biological process: actin filament organization; regulation of cell shape; establishment or maintenance of cell polarity.
AUCCUUGGCUUUGAGGGUCCUUCCGGUGACGUAGACGGUGGCACCUUGUGCGCCUAGCUGCAAGGCGAUCCCGCGGCCGAUGCCCCGUGUAGCUCCUGUCACGACGCAGACUUUGUCUUUCAAUGACAUUCUGACUCGGCAACAAUGGAGAACAUAAAACUAUUAGUUGUCGGCGACGGCGGCGUCGGCAAGAGUUGUCUUCUUAUAUCAUACACAACAAACGCGUUCCCGUCGGAAUACGUCCCGACAGUGUUCGACAAUUACUCUGCCAAUGUAAUGGUUGAUGGGAAACCGGUCAAUUUGGGCCUCUGGGAUACCGCGGGACAGGAGGAUUACGACCGCCUCAGACCCCUUUCCUAUCCAGGGACGGACGUGUUUUUCAUCUGUUUUGACCUUAGCAGACCAUCUUCAUUUGAAAACGUGGAGCCAAAAUGGCUACCGGAAGUGAGACAUUUCUGCCCAAAUACUCCGAUUGUACUAGUCGGUUGCAAAGCUGACCUGCCGUCCGCAGUAUCCGCAGCCGACAUCGACAAGCUUACCAAGACUCAAGGACUCAAAUACUGUGAAACCAGCGCCCUCACCCAGAAGGGACUGAAGAUCUGCUUUGAUGAAGCAAUACGGUCAGUUCUGAACGCACCAAAGACAAAGAAAUCCAAGGGUUUUUUCGGUAAAUCGAAAAAGGCCAUCCCAGAUCCGCCAGUUAUGCCCCAAACAGGUUUCGCGCCAAAAAUCGACAUUGAGACGUCCACGUUUGGUGAGGACUGGUACCGGAUGUUACAAGAUCCUCGUCACUGUGACGUCACAUUCCGGUUGGCCGGCAGUCACAGUCUUGACGCCCAUUCACUCGUGUUGUGUGCCGCCUCCAAGAUGUUUGCUAAAAUAUUCGGAGUUUCGAAACCGAUAAAGAACAACCAGAUGAAAGAAAUAAACGCCAUAGACAACUUCACAUUUGAGCAGCUUAAUUCCGGUGCGGUCCCUGGAAUCGCUGCUGUGUAUGGAAAGGAUGCCGAGGUCAAAGGUGAAGGUCAAUCACGAGCGCACACUGUUGUGGAACUAAGCGAGGAUAUAUUGGCCAAGACAUUCAUCAGAGUUCUGGAAUUCUUGUAUUCAGGCGUCCCGCGUUUCCCUGACCCAGAUGAAGUCAGCGAGGACGAGAUCAAAGACUUAGAGCGCGUUGCAAAGAUCUUCCGACUGAGCUACUUGGAGACGAUUUGUAAUAAUCUGCUCACAGAACAAGAGUUCCUGAAUCCAAGUAUUGGCACGUUCUUGAAUGACGAGACAGGCGCUCGUAUGAAACAGUUGUUCUUUAACAAUGCGGAUGGCGCGGACGUCGUUUUUAACGUUGGAGGUUCUCAUAUAUACGCAAACAAGUGUGUGUUGAGUACGCGAUGUGACGUCAUGGCGGCCAUGUUUAGUGGGAACUUUGUGGAGAGCAAGUCUAACAUGACGGAGAUUCACAUACCAAAUACAACAGAAGAGACCUUCUUGGCAUUCCUCGAGUAUCUCUACACCGACCAUUCACCCAUUGAGGAUUCCGACGCCGUCGGCAUCAUUGUUCUUGCCGACGAGUAUGGUCAGAGACGCCUGAUAAACCUCUGUGAACUCUACAUCACCAAAGAGAUUGACAGGAGUGUGACCAAGCAGAUCGAACGUUCGGAAAUUGACGUCAUCGGAUUGUUGCUGACGUCACAGGCCUACAACGCUUCACAAAUCGCAAACUGGUGUCUGUUUUUUAUUGCGAGUAACUACUUAGCCUUCGAGAAGAGACCUGAAUUUCCACAACUCAAGGGAGAUAAUAAAAACUAUGUGGAAGAAAACAGGUGGCCUCCCUUGUCCUAUUUAAAGGACGUCGAAGAGUAUGAGCGGAAAUACGGAUCAAAGAGUAAAGACGCAUGCGCAGUGAUGUGAGAGAAAAAUUGACGUUUAAAUAAAUGUUUAUACGUAUUGGGAAAAUACGGGAAAAGUGCCGUCCCUUCUGACUUAAUUCGUUGCAAAGACUUAACUGGUCAUUUAGUUGCCAACGUUUAAGUGAAGGUGAACAGAUGUGUCCUCUACACCAUUAUAAACAGCAUAAAAUACGAAAGGACAGAAGAGAUAUUGAACACUAGAUGUUUACUCUUCAUUGAAAUUUAGAAGAAAAAAGUAAUAAAAUACGCCCAAAAUGCACCAUAUUUGCUAGUAAUUGUGGGCAUGUUUCCCCCACCUACUACCAACAUUAUAACCCGAAUGAAUUUCGGUUCUGAGGGAGGGACGCAAGUCAUUGUUAAGCCCCUAAGUUACGCCUCCAUCCUGGAGCUGCCCCUGUCGGAUAAGCCGAUAAGAAUUCUUCUCAAUUCUGUAUAUUUACUGUUGUGUGCAUAUAAUUUAUAUCAUAAGUUUAUUUUUCUUGAAAAGUGCGGUCUUCCCCUUGCAAUUUUGUGUACAAAUUGUAAUUUAAGUAUCCGAAUAAAUAUUGUGUAUUUCGAGGACGUAUAAUGUAACGCAGAAUUUUAGUGUGUCGACUACACUCUGAAAAAAAUUCAAAUUAGGGUUUAAAUGUGCCUCUUUGGACUUGACGCAUCACUUUACAAUCAGCGCACUGUUUGCAUAUUGUAAAUAUAUUUAGGGAGGAACAUAGUACAUUAUAUGUAUAGAAACAUACUUGAAAAAAAACAAUUGUUUACGUUUUUCAAAACAGAUUUGUCCGGUUGUUUCAAUUACCAGAAGCAG